UUAUUGGGCGGCUCGGCGUUGACAGCUCCGAGGGCUGCUUUGGCUUCUGAGGAAGGAGAAAUCCUGCUGAAGAAUAUGAAGAAAAACCGAGAAAGAUUCUGCAACAAGGAAAGAGAAUUUGUGUACAAAUUCAAGGUAGGAAAUGAGCGCUUCGAACUGAGAGUGCCCCUCAGGUUUCCUGUGGACGAGAAUGCCAGCCAUUUGCAUGGACGUCUGAUGCUGCUGCACAAUUUACCCUGCUUCAUAGAGAGUGACUUAAAAGAAGCUCUGAGCCGGUUUGUAGAAGAAGAAUCCCUCAGAGACCAUGACAGACAUGCCGAAGCAUCCUUGGAUGCUGUUAAGUCAGGUGAAGUAGAUCUACACCAGCUGGCAAGUACAUGGGCCAAAGCUUAUGCUGAGACCACCUUAGAGCAUGCGAGGCCUGAGGAGCCAAACUGGGAUGAAGAUUUUGCAGAUGUGUACCAUGACCUGAUCCAUUCCCCAGCCUCUGAAACUCUCCUUAAUCUGGAACAUAAUUACUUUGUUAGCAUCUCAGAACUGAUUGGUGAAAGAGAUGUGGAGCUGAAAAAAUUACGAGAGAGACAAGGUAUUGAAAUGGAAAAGGUGAUGCAGGAGUUGGGGAAAUCACUCACAGAUCAAGAUGUCAAUUCACUGGCUGCCCAGCAUUUUGAGUCUCAGCAAGACUUGGAGAAUAAGUGGUCUAAUGAACUGAAGCAGUCAACAGCUAUCCAGAAGCAAGAGUAUCAGGAGUGGGUGAUAAAACUUCACCAGGACCUGAAGAACCCUGACAACAGCUCCCUCAGUGAGGAAAUUAAAGUCCAGCCGAGCCAGUUCAGAGAGACUGCAGAUGCCGUUGGGAGGAUUUAUGAGGAGCAGAGGAAACUGGAAGAGAGCUUCACCAUUCACCUGGGAGCCCAGCUGAAAACCAUGCACAAUCUGCGAUUGCUGAGGGCAGACAUGCUGGACUUCUGUAAGCACAAAAGAACUCAUGGAAGUGGCGUGAAGCUCCACCGGCUCCAGACAGCUCUGUCCCUGUACUCCACAUCUCUCUGCGGCCUGGUUUUACUAGUAGAUAAUCGAAUCAAUUCAUACAGUGGCAUCAAAAGAGAUUUUGCCACAGUUUGCCAAGAAUGCACCGACUUCCACUUCCCACGGAUUGAAGAGCAACUGGAGGUCGUCCAGCAGGUGGCGCUGUACGCGAGAACGCAGCGCAGGAGCAAGUGCAAAGAGGCACGGGAUUCUGGAAACCAAAAUGGAGGAAGUGAUGAUAAAUCUAAGAAUUCUGAGAGAAACUAUUUAAAUAUUUUACCUGGAGAAUUUUAUAUUACACGUCAUUCUAAUCUCUCUGAAAUCCAUGUUGCUUUCCAUCUCUGUGUGGAUGACAAUGUGAAAUCUGGAAAUAUCACUGCUCGGGAUCCUGCUAUUAUGGGACUCCGAAAUAUACUCAAGGUUUGCUGUACCCAUGACAUCACAACAAUAAGCAUCCCUCUCUUGCUGGUGCAUGAUAUGUCAGAGGAAAUGACUAUACCCUGGUGCUUAAGGCGAGCAGAACUGGUAUUUAAGUGUGUCAAAGGUUUCAUGAUGGAGAUGGCUUCAUGGGAUGGAGGAAUUUCUAGGACAGUGCAAUUUCUGGUACCACAGAGUAUUUCUGAAGAAAUGUUUUAUCAGCUAAGUAACAUGCUCCCCCAGAUCUUCCGGGUCUCCUCAACACUCACUCUGACAUCCAAGCACUAAACCCUAGUAUGUGACACUGGCCGAAGAGGAUUUCUCAACUCUCUGGGAGCAAGAACUGUGCUGGAAUCCUGUCCAGCAAAAGGUGCCCAGUGGAACCUGCAACUCAACCACCUGUGAAGUUAUGAUGGACCUUGUCAAACAUUCCAAAAAUGUGUGUGUUCUGUAGACUAGAGAUCAGCUCCCAACUGAAGCAUUUACUCAGAAAGCCCCUUCAUGAAAUAAUACUUCUUUUUUUUUUUUCUACUUAAAUGUCCUAUCUGUGAAUGAUAAUGUUAAAACUUAAAGUGUUUAUUAAACAUGGACAUUUAUCAGUAUGUUCAUUACAUUUCCAUGGAACCCUCUGACUUUUCCAAGGCAUGAGUCAUGUCAGAUACAAGCAUAAUUAUCAUACAAGUACAAUCUUCCUUCUACAUUGUCAAAUCAGAAUUUAAAUAUACAUUGUGAAAAUGUUUUUGUAGCAAUAUAAAUACACAAGACAAA
Messenger RNA from Onychomys torridus (southern grasshopper mouse), 2214 nucleotides. It is a transcript of the gene Ferry3, whose product is annotated as chromosome 3 C12orf4 homolog. The coding region runs from base 76 to 1734 and encodes 552 amino acids. Gene Ontology annotation, biological process: regulation of mast cell degranulation. Lineage: Eukaryota; Metazoa; Chordata; Mammalia; Rodentia; Cricetidae. The record is from RefSeq and is a predicted model, not a curated record. Gene Ontology annotation, cellular component: cytoplasm. The transcript has 14 exons.